Molecule: messenger RNA, 5961 nt
Organism: Oncorhynchus keta (chum salmon)
Lineage: Eukaryota; Metazoa; Chordata; Actinopteri; Salmoniformes; Salmonidae
Product: plexin A3
Exons: 32
Coding region: 255-5939 (1894 amino acids)
Biological process (GO): regulation of cell shape; regulation of cell migration; positive regulation of axonogenesis
Cellular component (GO): semaphorin receptor complex
Molecular function (GO): protein binding; semaphorin receptor activity
Source: RefSeq, a predicted model, not a curated record
UCCUAAUGGUUAGAGACUGUCAUGCGAUUCAAGCAGUGAAUUCCCUGCUGGUUUAUUUCGAGGAUUUUGCACAGAAUUAAUGAACAAAUAAUUAUAGGCCUAUGUGAUAACCGCGGGAAAAAGAACUGUACGUGGUUGUGGAUGUAACUGUUGCACUUUAAAUACAGACAUGAACCACUGAAGCUGAGACGGACAAGGACUGCAAUAAGCUCACGUGACGAGCUCUAUUCUCCCAUCACCAAAAGAUCUCAAUCAUGACACCCAAAUGGCUGGUUAUUUUCCUUUUUCUACAAUCUGGGACCGAAAAUGCAUUCCCUAUGGCCCCGACCAAGCUUCCCCCUGAGACAGGCACCUACAGGGUCACAGACACAAGCCUCACUCAUCUCACAGUGCACAGCCGGACGGGAGAGGUCUAUGUGGGAGCAGUGAACCGGGUCUAUAAGCUGUCUGCCAACCUAACAGAGCUGCGUUCACACAUGACUGGCCCCGUGGAUGACAACGCCAAAUGUUACCCCCCUCCCAGCGUCCGAGCUUGUGCACAUAAACUGGAGUCCUCUGACAACGUCAACAAGUUGCUGCUGGUUGAUUACGCUGGCAACCGCCUGGUAGCAUGUGGAAGCAUCUGGCAGGGUGUGUGUCAGUUCCUGCGGCUGGAGGACCUCUUCAAGCUGGGAGAGCCCCAUCACCGCAAGGAGCAUUACCUCUCUGGAGCCAGGGAGGCUGACGGCAUGGCAGGAGUGGUGGUUGACAGAACAGAAGGGAAGUGGAAGAAUGAGAAGAAGGGGGCUAGCCGGCUGUUUAUCGGGGCAGCCAUCGAUGGCAAGUCAGAGUAUUUCCCUACCCUGUCCAGCCGUAAACUGGUCGCUGAUGAAGAGAGUGUUAACAUGUUCAGUCUGGUCUACCAGGACGAGUUUGUGUCCUCACAAAUCAAGAUACCCUCCGACACUCUGUCCCUCUACCCGGCGUUUGACAUUUACUACGUGUAUGGAUUCUCCAGCCGUACUUACAUCUAUUUCCUGACGUUGCAGCUGGACACACAGCUCACCCAGAUGGAUGCCACCGGUGAAAAGUUCUUCACCUCCAAGAUAGUGCGGAUGUGUUCCAACGACACUGAGUUCUACUCUUACGUGGAGUUCCCCCUGGGUUGCACCAAGGAUGGGGUGGAAUACCGGCUGGUCCAGUCUGCCUACAAGCACCGUCCAGGUCGGAUGCUGGCCCAGGCCUUGGGGCUGUCUGAGGACGAGGAUGUGCUGUUUGUGGUGUUCUCCCAGGGCCAGAAGAACCGGGCCAACCCGCCUCGGGAAACGGUCCUGUGUCUCUUUACCCUGCAUCAGAUCAACCUGGCCAUGAGGGAGAGGAUCAAGUCGUGCUACCGUGGGGAAGGCAAGCUGUCCCUGCCCUGGCUGCUCAACAAGGAGCUACCCUGCAUCAACACGCCAAAGCAGAUUGGAGAUGAUUUCUGUGGGCUGGUGUUGAACCAGCCUUUGGGGGGUCUACGGGUGAUAGAGGGGACCCCUCUGUAUGACGACCGCGUAGAUGGCAUGGGAGCAGUAGCAGCCUACACCUAUGGAGACCACUCAGUGGUGUUUGUGGGAACCCGCAGCGGACACCUCAAAAAGAUCCGAGUGGAUGGCAUACCUCCCCCAUCCCAGAGUGCUUUGCUGUAUGAGACCGUUACAGUGGUUGAAGGGAAACCUAUUCUGCGUGACAUGGUAUUCAGCCCUGACUACCAAUACAUUUACCUGCUGAGUGACAAACAGGUGAGCAGGUUACCUGUGGAGAGCUGUGGCCAGUACACCACCUGCAAGACCUGUCUGGGCUCUGGAGAUCCCCACUGUGGAUGGUGUGUUCUUCACAACAAGUGUUCCAGACAGGAGGCCUGUGAGAAGUGGGCCGAGCCGCAGCAUUUUAACACAGAGCUGGACCAGUGUGUGGACAUUAGUGUCACACCUAACAACAUAUCUGUGACCUCUACUUCCACCCAGCUGAGUGUGAAAGUGGUAAACGUGCCCAGCCUGUCAGCCGGGGUGACGUGUGUGUUUGAGGAGUUGACAGAGAGCCCAGGGGAGGUGCUGGCCAAGGGGCAGGUCCUCUGUAUGUCCCCCUCCCUCAGAGAUGUCCCCUCCCUCGCACAGGGAUACGGUGACAAGCGAGUGGUCAAGUUCUUCCUGAAGUCCAAGGAGACAGGGCACAAGUUCAUCACCACUGACUUCAUCUUCUACAACUGCAGCGUGCUCCAGUCGUGCACCUCCUGUGUGAGCAGCCCCUUCCCCUGCAACUGGUGUAAAUACCGCCACAUCUGCACCAACAACCUGGCAGAGUGCUCCUUCCAGGAGGGACGCGUCAGCAGCGUGGAGGGCUGUCCCCAGAUCCUGCCCACCAGUGACAUCCUGGUACCUGCAGGGAUCAUUCGGCCAAUCACGCUGCGAGCCCGGAACCUCCCUCAGCCUCAGUCUGGACAGAAGAACUAUGAGUGUGUGUUCAACAUCCAGGGCAAGAUGCAACGCAUCCCAGCUGUGCGCUUCAACAGCUCCUGUAUCCAAUGCCAGAACACCUCAUACUGGUAUGAUGGGGACGAGACGGGAGACCUGCCUGUUGACUUCUCUAUCGUCUGGGACGGAGACUUCUUCAUCGACAAGCCUUCCACCAUGAAAGCCCUGCUGUAUAAGUGUGAGGCCCAGAGGGACAGCUGUGGCUUGUGUCUGAAGGCCAGCACAGCGUUUGAGUGUGGCUGGUGCCUGGACAACAAGAAGUGUCUCCUGAAGCAGCACUGCCAGACGCCGGAGCAGAACUGGAUGCACCCCGGCAGGCACAACGUCCGCUGCAGCCACCCCCGCAUCACCAUGAUCCGCCCGUUGACGGGGCCCAAAGAGGGGGGCACGCGAGUGACGAUCGAGGGGGAGAACCUCGGGCUGCAGGUGCGGGAGAUCGCCCACGUCCAGGUGGCUGGGGUUCGCUGUAACCCUGUGCCCUCCGAGUACAUCAGCGCUGAGAGGAUCGUGUGUGACAUGGCCGAGGCGCUACUGCCCCACUCUCCAGGUGGCCCAGUGGAGCUGUGUAUUGGGGUGUGCAGUGCAGAGUACCGCACUCAGUCAUCCCAGACCUACUCCUUUGUGACCCCCAGCUUCAACCGUGUGCGCCCGGAGAAGGGCCCCGUGUCUGGGGGGACCAGGCUGACAAUAUCAGGCCGUCAUCUCGAUGCUGGGAGCACUGUCACUGUAUUCAUCGCCCAGGAGGAGUGUCUGUUUGUUAAGAGGACCAAAAGGGACAUUGUGUGUGUGACACCGUCGUCACUGUCUGGCUCAGGCCCCGCGUCAAUCAAGCUGUUAAUUGACAAAGCUGAAGUCACCAGCAGUGACACACGCUACAUCUACACAGAGGACCCCACCAUCUCCAGCAUCGAGCCCAGCUGGAGUAUAGUGAAUGGUAGCACCUUGAUCACCGUCACAGGUACCAACCUGUUUACCAUCCAGGAACCCAAAGUCCGUGCCAAGUAUGGAGGAAUAGAGACUACUAAUGUGUGCACUGUGGUUAAUGAUUCUGUGAUGACCUGUCUAGCCCCGGGCAUCAUUUACACCAAGCACCAGGCGCCAGAGUCAGGCCUGCACCCCGACGAGUACGGUUUCAUCCUGGAUCACGUGGCCGCACUGCUCGUCCUCAAUGGGACACCUUUCACCUACUACCCCAACCCCACCUUUGAAACACUAGGGAACUCUGGGAUACUGGAGGUCAAGCCUGGCUCUCCCAUUAUCCUCAAAGGAAAGAAUCUGAUUCCCCCUGCUCCGGGCAACACCCGCCUGAACUAUAGUGUGAUGAUUGGUGAAACUCCCUGUCUGUUAACCGUCUCGGAGUCUCAGCUGCUCUGUGAUUCGCCAGACCUGACCGGGGAGCAGAGAGUCCUGAUUGUGGUCGGUGGUCUGGAGUACUUCCCAGGCACCCUGCACAUCUACUCCGACAGCACCCUCACCCUGCCGGCCAUCAUCGGGAUCGGGGCGGGAGGAGGGGUGCUCCUCAUCGCCAUCAUCGCCGUACUUAUCGCCUACAAGAGGAAGACCCGGGACGCUGACCGCACCCUGAAACGCCUGCAGCUGCAGAUGGACAACCUGGAGUCCAGAGUGGCCCUGGAGUGUAAAGAAGCAUUCGCUGAGCUGCAGACAGACAUCCAGGAGCUGACCAAUGACAUGGACGGAGUGAAGAUCCCCUUCCUGGAGUAUCGCACCUACACCAUGAGAGUCAUGUUCCCCGGCAUCGAGGAGCACCCCGUCCUCAAGGAGCUGGAUGUAAGUUCCCCGGCCAAUGUGGAGAAAGCCCUGCGUCUGUUCAGCCAGCUGCUGCACAAUAAGAUGUUUCUGCUAACCUUCAUCCACACCCUGGAAGCCCAGAGGUCCUUCUCCAUGCGGGAUCGCGGCAACGUGGCCUCUCUGCUCAUGGCCGCACUGCAGGGCCGCAUGGAGUACGCCACCAUGGUGCUCAAACAGCUGCUGGCAGACCUCAUCGAGAAGAACCUUGAGAACCGCAACCAUCCCAAACUGCUGCUCCGACGGACAGAGUCUGUGGCAGAGAAGAUGCUCACCAACUGGUUUACGUUUCUGCUGCAUCGAUUCCUCAAGGAGUGUGCGGGCGAACCUCUGUUCAUGCUGUACUGUGCCAUCAAGCAGCAGAUGGAGAAGGGGCCUAUAGACUCCAUCACAGGAGAGGCGCGCUACUCCCUCAGUGAGGACAAGCUCAUCAGACAGCAGAUUGACUACAAACAGCUGACUCUGAUGUGUAUCCCUCCGGAGGGAGAGGCAGGCACGGAGGUCCCGGUGAAGGUGCUGAACUGUGAUACGGUCACUCAGGUGAAGGACAAGCUGCUGGACGCUGUAUACAAGGGCAUCCCCUACUCCCAGAGACCCCAGGCUGACGACAUGGACCUGGAGUGGCGACAAGGUAGACUGACCAGAAUUAUCCUUCAAGAUGAGGACGUCACCACAAAGAUUGAGAGUGACUGGAAAAGGCUCAACACCUUGGCCCACUAUCAGGUGACCGAUGGUUCUCUGGUAGCCUUGGUCCAGAAGCAAGUCUCAGCCUACAAUAUUGCUAACUCGUUUACCUUCACCCGCUCUCUGAGCCGCUAUGAAAGCCUCCUGAGGACGUCCAGUAGCCCAGAUAGCCUGCGCUCCCGUGCCCCCAUGAUCACCCCUGACCAGGAGACUGGCACUAAGCUCUGGCACCUGGUCAAGAACCACGAGCACGCUGACCAACGGGAGGGCGACCGCGGCAGCAAGAUGGUGUCUGAGAUCUAUCUCACCCGCCUACUGGCAACCAAGGGAACUCUGCAGAAGUUUGUAGAUGAUUUGUUUGAGACGGUGUUCAGCACGGCCCACCGCGGCAGUGCCCUCCCACUGGCCAUCAAGUAUAUGUUUGACUUCCUGGACGAGCAGGCCGACAGGAGGCAGAUCACUGACCCGGACGUCCGCCACACCUGGAAGAGCAACUGUCUGCCCCUGCGUUUCUGGGUGAAUGUGAUCAAGAACCCUCAGUUUGUGUUUGACAUCCACAAGAGCAGCAUUACGGACGCCUGUCUGUCUGUGGUGGCCCAGACCUUCAUGGACUCCUGCUCUACAUCAGAGCACCGCCUGGGCAAGGACUCCCCCUCCAACAAGCUGCUGUACGCUAAAGACAUCCCCAACUACAAGAGCUGGGUGGAGAGGUACUACAGAGAUAUCAGUAAGAUGCCUACCAUCAGUGACCAGGACAUGGAUGCCUAUCUGGUGGAGCAGUCUCGUCUCCAUGGCACCGAGUUCAACACUCUCAGUGCUCUCAGUGAGCUCUACUUCUACAUUAACAAGUACAAAGAGGAGAUUUUGACAGCACUGGACAGGGAUGGGUACUGCCGCAAACACAAGUUGCGACACAAACUGGAACAAGCCAUUAACCUUAUGUCGGGCAGCAGCUGAGGACGGAGGAUGGAACAGGGGG